Messenger RNA from Tupaia belangeri chinensis (Chinese tree shrew), 1921 nucleotides. RefSeq names its product PR/SET domain 8 (gene PRDM8). Gene Ontology annotation, biological process: regulation of DNA-templated transcription; oligodendrocyte development. Gene Ontology annotation, molecular function: protein binding. The record is from RefSeq and is a predicted model, not a curated record. Gene Ontology annotation, cellular component: nucleus. NCBI's taxonomy places the organism in Eukaryota, Metazoa, Chordata, Mammalia, Scandentia, Tupaiidae. Bases 2 to 1174 code for a protein of 390 amino acids. The transcript has 4 exons.
GAUGGAGGAUUCGGGCAUCCAGCGAGGCAUCUGGGAUGGAGAUGCCAAGGCUGUCCAGCAGUGUCUGACAGAUAUUUUUACCAGUGUUUACACCACCUGCGACAUCCCUGAGAAUGCUAUCUUUGGUCCCUGCGUUCUGAGCCAUACUUCCCUCUACGACAGCAUAGCUUUCAUAGCCCUCAAGUCUACCGACAAGAGAACCGUACCUUACAUCUUCCGGGUUGACACCUCAGCGGCAAAUGGUUCUUCAGAAGGGCUCAUGUGGCUGCGACUCGUCCAAUCAGCCAGAGAUAAAGAGGAGCAGAACCUAGAAGCCUACAUUAAAAACGGACAGCUGUUCUACCGCUCUCUCCGCAGGAUUGCCAAAGACGAGGAGUUACUAGUUUGGUACGGGAAAGAACUGACUGAGUUACUCUUGCUCUGUCCCUCUAGACCCCACAACAAAAUGAAUGCAGGGUCGUCCCCUUACACAUGCCUGGAAUGCAGCCAACGGUUCCAGUUUGAGUUCCCUUAUGUGGCGCAUCUGCGUUUCCGCUGCCCCAAGAGACUUCACAGCGCUGAUAUGAGUCCCCAAGACGAGCAAGGCGGCGGCGUGGGCACCAAGGACCACGGGGGCGGCGGCGGGGGCAAAGACCAACAGCAGCAGCAACAAGAGGCGCCACUGGGUCCGGGCCCCAAGUUCUGUAAAGCCGGCCCGAUCCACCAUUUCCCGGUCCCCUCCCCCGAGAGCACCAACCCACCCGCCGCGGGCGGCGGCAGCAGCGCGAAGCCAUCCACGGACUUCCACAACCUGGCCCGGGAACUGGAAAACUCCCGGGGAGGUAGCAGUUGCUCCCCAGCCCAGAACCUCAGCAGCGGCAGACGCGGGCACCAGGAGGAGGAGGCGGCGCCGGCCGCGGGCCCCCUGCAGCUGCAGCUGCCCUCGGCGCUCACGCUGUUGCCGCCCUCCUUCACCUCGCUGUGUCUGCCCGCGCAGAACUGGUGCGCCAAGUGCAACGCCUCCUUCCGCAUGACCUCCGACCUGGUGUACCACAUGAGGUCGCACCACAAAAAGGAGUACGCGAUGGAGCCCUUGGUGAAGCGGCGGCGGGAGGAGAAACUCAAGUGCCCCAUUUGCAACGAGUCCUUCAGGGAGCGCCACCACCUCUCCAGGCACAUGACCUCGCAUAAUUGACACGGAAAAGACCCCAGUUUUCUCCACGCGCGCACGCACAGUCAAGCCACCUGCGGGAACAAACACGCGAGGAUUUACACCACUUCCUUGCGCCCUGAAACACGGCACAUGCACACACACACAUGCCCUCUCCCCCAAGAAGAGCUUUCUCAUUCGAGUGUUUACCCGGGACACCCACACAUGUACACACACACACACACACACACACACGCGAGACAGGAUGGUGGAUUUUUGAUUGGGUGGGUUGUUUGAGGGAUUUUCUUUUGAAUGCACGCAUUUUCACUUUCCCAAAAACAAAGGUACAUUUUUAAAAAUGUCAUAUAUUGCAACAUAUUGAUGCAUUUGUCAUACGUUUCUACUUAAAUUAUUAAGCACUUACAGUUUAGAUGUAAUAAUUAUAUGUAAGGGCAAAAUUUAUUUUAGAUAUAAAGUAAAGGAAGAGGGUGAGAUGCUUUCUGCAUUUCUUGAUGACAGCUUGUGUUCUUACAAAAAUAAACAAAACGAAUAAAAAGGGGAUCACCAUUCAAUUUACGUUUCCAGGGGGAAAUGCAUGUAUCAUGAAAUGAUUAUGGACUUCAGUGAAGAAUGUCAUCAAUUAUGUAAAUAUGUAUUUCCUUUUAAUACAAAGUGUAAUUUUGUGCCAGUGAAAUGGAGUCUGAAUAGUUAUGUGUUUCUUUUAUCCCUGGAAAGAUUUAUUAAACUUUAUAGUUUCUUCGGGUAUGUUGGAUGCUUUGACAAUAAAUGACU